CAUCGGCGGCGCUGCCGUGACGGAGGAGCUGAUUCCAGGCUUUAAGUUCUCUCGAUGCAGCUAUCUCCUCAGUCUCCUCCGUCCUCAAAUCAUCAGAGAGUUGGAGUUGAAACGACAUGGUUUGAAGCUGUUGAAGCCAAUGGCAUCGUCGUUUACACCCACUCUUGAUGGACGUUACCUUCUACUAGGGCAGAGUGAUGAGCAGGAUUAUUUACAGAUCUCAAAGUUUUCAAAGAAAGAUGCUGAUGCUUAUUUCAGAAAAGUUUGUUCUUCUCAUGUUUCUAGAUAUGAAGCUCAACUCCAAAAGUUUUGUAACUUCAUGGAUUUUGUUUUGGAUUCGCCUACUCCUGAAGCUCUGCAUGGGAGUGCUUCUACAUUUGACCGGUUGAAGUAUAAAUUGGAGAAUUCUAAGUUUUGGGCUCAGCUCCUGCGGCGUACACUCUCCUUGGGACAAAAAGGCAUAGUGGAUUUGAUGGAGUUGUUACUGUCUCCAACCUCAAAAGUCCUGGACAAAUGGUUUGAGUCAAAUUUAUUGAAGGCUACACUUGCUGGAGAUGCGAUUAUUGGGAGUAUGAUGAACAUUAACACUCCUGGAAGUGGAUAUGUUCUGCUACACCAUGUUGUGGGUGAAACAGACGGCGACCGUAAUAUCUGGUCGCAUGUUGAAGGUGGGAUGGGUGCUGUAUCCUUAGCUAUAAGUAAAGCCGCUAAGGAAGCUGGAGUUCUUAUUGAAACAAAUACAGAGGUUUUAAAGGUGAUGGUGGAAGACUCUGGAAGGGCAAAUGGAGUAUUAUUGGCUGAUGGGACUAAAGUGCACUCUUCAAUUGUUUUAUCAAAUGCUACUCCUUAUAAGACCUUUAUGGAAUUGGUACCUCAUGAUUUUCUUCCUGUUGAAUUUCUUCAUGCAAUUAAGUAUUCUGACUACAGCUCUGGAACAACAAAGAUCAACAUAGCUGUCGAUAAACUGCCCCAAUUCCACUGUUGCAAGCUAAAUAACAAAGAAGUGGGUCCUCAGCACACAGCUACCAUCCAUAUUGGUUGUGAAAGUAUGGAGGAGAUCAGAUCAGCUUGUCAAGAUGCUUGUAAUGGCUUACCAUCACGAAGGCCUGUGAUGGAGAUGACACUUCCUUCUUCAUUGGAUACUACAAUAUCACCACCUGGUAAGCAUGUCAUCAGCUUAUUUACCCAAUAUACUCCUUAUAAACCCUCAAAUGGUAGCUGGGACAAUGCUGAAUACAGAGAAUCAUAUGCAAAAAGAUGUUUCGACUUGAUCGAUGAACAUGCACCUGGAUUCUGCUCGUCUAUCAUAGGUUAUGACAUGCUGACACCACCAGAUCUGGAAAGGGAAAUUGGACUGACAGGAGGAAAUAUUUUCCAUGGUGCUAUGGGUUUGGAUUCACUCUUCUUAAUGCGACCUGUGAAAGGCUGGUCAAAUCAUAAGACACCAAUCAGAGACUUGUAUCUAUGUGGAAGUGGAACUCAUCCUGGAGGGGGUGUCACGGGAGCUCCUGGGAGAAAUGCUGCACGUGUUAUUCUCAAUGAUUUUAAGAAGCAUUAUCAAUAAGCACGUCCUUCUAUUGCAUUUGUUCCUGUGUAUAUGCUGAUAAGUUUCACUAGUUACUAUCAACUGGAUAUUCGUGUUUCUUAUCUUAUGUCGCUGUUAUUGUGUCGGUUUAUGACAUUCUUUGGUCAACCUCGUUAAGAAGUUAGGAGUUGUUGCAACAACCAAUGUUGAUUAAUGGACCAGAGAAUUACAGUAACAACGUUAAUUGUCUAGCUAACUGAAAAAUGGGAUUCAUAUGU
Molecule: messenger RNA, 1803 nt
Organism: Arachis duranensis
Lineage: Eukaryota; Viridiplantae; Streptophyta; Magnoliopsida; Fabales; Fabaceae
Exons: 16
Coding region: 140-1564 (474 amino acids)
Molecular function (GO): oxidoreductase activity
Source: RefSeq, a predicted model, not a curated record